AUGCAAGGCGUCAGUUAUCUGAAUUUUAGAAGCAAUUCAGCCUUCGCGAACGGCCCGCUGGACAGUCCGGCGGCUGAUAUCUCCAAGAACCGUGAUAUCAAGCUCAUCAGCAACCGCGUGGACAACAUCGUUCACACGAUGCAUUGGGACUUUGCAUUUGGAAACAAGCUUCCGGGCAAGAGAACGGGUCCGAGUUUUGACCAGAGCAUCCCUGUCAGCAAGGUCUUCGAGUAUACAAGAGUUCUGGAGCCGGAGGUCUUCCAGAUCGGCCAAGAGAGACGCAACCCGAUCAUUCAGAGCUUGGAUUGCCUCCAGAAGGCCGUGAGCAGAGUCGGCUUGAGCUUCAAGAUCACUGGCCAUCAGCAGAGAGCAGUCCAGUUGCUCGUUCAGAUCAGAAAGCCUAUCCCGAAGAAGAUCCCUUGA
Molecule: messenger RNA, 423 nt
Organism: Punctularia strigosozonata HHB-11173 SS5
Lineage: Eukaryota; Fungi; Basidiomycota; Agaricomycetes; Corticiales; Punctulariaceae
Exons: 2
Coding region: 1-423 (140 amino acids)
Source: RefSeq, a predicted model, not a curated record